AUGACACCCCAGUCAGAACAACCCGAGAUCGACUCGCGAAUGGCUGCAGACCAAUUGCACCCAGCCACUCCUCAACCAGUGCGCGACACCAGCAGUAGUGAAGAGCUGCCAUUGCUUGGAGAUGAAGAACAAGAUCAAGUUCGUGCUAGUGCCGCUCGUCGCAGGCAGGCGUAUGUUGAUCCCGAUGACCCCAUAGUCUCGCCCAUGAACCUCAAAUGGAUCAGAAUCCUCCAUUAUAGCGUUGGAGUUCUCAUGAUGGUAAACUUUAUAGUACUUCUGGGGAUUUUGAUUUCUCAGUUCAUUGCCAUUCCUGGCUUUACAGGAAGAGGGUUAUCGUUCACGUUGUUUGAUUUGGUAGUCAUAUGUUUGGUGGCCGAUUUCCUUGUGUAUUGGAAGUUUACUGUGGCAGGAAAAUGGGAAAGAGUAGGAAGUUACAUUUGUAUCUCUCUAUUGGUAAUUGAUUUGGUGGUGGUAUUGACUGUUGGUGGGAUCCGUGAUGUAUAUGGAUUUUUAGGUGCUGCAUUAAUUCUUUGGACUCUUGCGACAUUUGUAUUCACGACUAUAUGUGACUAUAAGGUAGAACAAUCCAGGAAGGCUCAAGAGAUACGGUAUACGGGUAGAGUUGAGAAAAGACGGUCUAUAGGCGAGUUAUUGGUUCUCUUUUUGAAAGCUAUAUUGAAAUUGGGGUUGGUGUGGUUGGUAUGGUGUUUGAGUCUAACAUUAUAUCUUCAAGCAUUUGAUACUCACAUCAAACCUUGGGGCAAAUUGAUUCCUGUUCACAAUAAUGAAUUUAAGGUUCAUUUGGCUUGUUUUGGAGAUGUCCAUCUGAAUAAAACUUUGGUGGAAACUCAAUAUUCUUCUUCCAAACUCCAACCUAUUGUGUUGGUUGAAGGAGGUCAAUUGGAUUCUAGUGAAUCGUUUCAAGAAUGGAUUGAAGAGUUAUAUCAUUUGAAAAAGAUUCAAAGAUAUUGUAUAUGGGACAGACCAGGGUAUGGGUUUUCUGAAGGAGCUCCAUCACCUCAAUCAUUCAGUAUUAUAGUUGAGUAUCUUAAUGAGGCCUUGAAUAAGGAAGGAAUUGAAGGUCCAUUUUCAUUGGUGGGAUUUGAUAUUGGUGGACUUUAUUCUAGAGUGUUUGCAGGACGCAGACCUGGUAACAUUCAUUCUAUGCUUUUAGUUGAUAGUUGGUCUGAAGACUUGUUGAAAACCAGACCAUUUGCCGGACUUAAAAACGAAAACAAAAAGGACUUUAGAGGUGUUUUGGAAUUUAUGGAUCCAUUGGUUGGUAUUAAACUUUGGUUUAGAGGUCUUGCUUCUCCAUUUGGAAUUCUUCUGAACAUUCAUUGGUUCUUCCAUCCUAAGAAGUACUCGUCUAAUUCCAGAAUCUUUGGCUCGGAAAUGGUCCGUCAACCCAAAUACUUGUUAGCAAGAUUACAAGAACAAACCACAGCUGCCAUCCUAUCAUACAACGAGGUUGUUGUUUCUGACGUCAAGAGUAUUCCUCUUAGUGUUGUAUCUUCCGAGUACAUGAUCAAGAACUCCAUCAAUUGGGGUAAAUGGCAGAGACAAUUGACUAGACUAAGUGACCAACCAGUCGAAUGGGAAAUUGUUGAAAGUGCAUCACAUUUCUUGUGGAAGAAUGCGAAGGGAAGGAAACAGUUACAAGAUGUGUUGAUACGAUUGAUUGAGGUAUAA
Messenger RNA from Lizanozyma spartinae, 1692 nucleotides. RefSeq lists its product as uncharacterized. The record is from RefSeq and is a predicted model, not a curated record. Gene Ontology annotation, biological process: regulation of lipid storage. The transcript has a single exon. Lineage: Eukaryota; Fungi; Ascomycota; Pichiomycetes; Serinales; Debaryomycetaceae. Gene Ontology annotation, cellular component: endoplasmic reticulum. The coding region runs from base 1 to 1692 and encodes 563 amino acids.